UCCGCGCACUGCGACGCACACUGCACUUACCCACCAUCCCCCGUCGGCAACUUCCGUCGACGGACGCACGCACGCACGUCUUCCUCCGCCACUCCGGCGAUCCGAGUUGCCAUGGACGGCGAGGGCUCCUGGCGCUUCCUCUACGACUCCGACAGCGAUGACGAGCUCCUCCGCUUUGCCCGAGGGGACAAGGCCGUGCCCGCUGAGCGCCACCAGCAGCAACAGGUUCUGGCGGCUCACGACGACGCCCAGCCGGCCUUCGCGGUUGCAAGAGCCGCCGCGGACGCACAGCCCGUCGUCUCUGAUCAGCAAAUGAUGGCCGGCUUGCCAUCGGCGUCGGCAAUGCAACUCGAUCACCAUCAGGCGCCUCCCAUGGUCCACGUGCAGCAGCUUCAACCGGCGCCGCCGAUGGCAUUCCAACCCCAGCAGGCGCCUUCCAUGGUACAUUCUCAUUACCCUCAACCAGCGCCGGCGAUGCCACUCCAGCGUCAACCUGGCGAUUCGCCGGCAACGGUGCCAUUCCAUGUUGGCCAGAACCAGCACAUGAUGGGCGAGUCGUUGUCGGCGAUGCCACUCCAUCACCAGCAGAUGCUAGUCGACUCGCCGGCCACGAUGCAACUCCAACACCAGCAGAUGCAAGGCCUAAGCGAGCCGUCGCCGGAGGUGAUGUCCGCACUCGAAUACCAGCAGAUAAUGGCCAAUCUGGGUCUUACUGACCUCUACGUAGAAGACGAAGAAGUACACCUCCCUGGCGGCAGUGGCACCCCCAGCAUCCCGGACAUGGAGCCACCGGUGGUGGCGCAUGGCCUUCAGGGCGACAAAAUACCGAAGCCGUCACAGGAAGGUGGAGAGGGCCAGUUCUUCGCCCCUGCGCCGCAGCCCGGCGACGAUUCGGGUCCCAGUGGCGCCGCCAGCAUCCCGGACCCGGACCCGCCGGUGACGGCUCCGGCAGUGGCACCAGCGCAGCCAGAGCAAGAAUCGUGCGAACACUGUUACGUCGUCAGAGAGGUCAGGAACCACAGCGCGUUAGGGCCGGUGACCUUGUCGGUGCACCGCGCGACGGACGGAACAUACACGCACAUUAUCCUCGAACUCAAAGGCACCGCCGCCCAAGGCCCAAAUUCCGGCACCCAACGAAUUUACAGGUGCCUGCGCGACCUCACGCCCGAGUCGGUUCCUGAGUAUGUUGAGUCCUGCAUCCGCAAGAUGAGGAACAAAGCCGGUCCGCUGGAGGACGUCAUCGGCAGCGCCGCCGCCGCCAGCAGCUCUACCAUGGUCCGCGCUCCUCCGGAGAACCCCGGCUUGCCCUGGGCGCCAGAGAGGGGCACGCGGCGGCCUGCGCCGCCGACGCCGCCCACCGAGCAAGAGGAAAAGGAGACGCGGCGGUACCUUCGUGACGCCGCGGACAUGGCCGUGAGGGAGCUGGGAUCGCUGGCCUCCGAGGUCAGGAGCGUCCGCAACCAAAGAGCUCCAGACAGUAAUAAUCGCAAAGUUCUAUUUAGCAGGCUAAGAGAACUCAACCAUAAGAUCAAGAGAUUCGAGAAGGACUCGGCCAAGCGUGUGGGGAGUGAACUGUCCAAGAUCAGGAGGGAGGUGGAUGGCUUUGUGAUGGAGAAAAGACAACUGUACGAUAUUCUUAAGGAGCUGAUGCAGAGGGUAACCAAGAACUGCCACCGCGUCCCUCCCCGUGGAAAUGACGAUCAGGCCGGUGGCAGCGGCGCCGCCGGUGCUGCCGUGUCGUAAGAUCGUAGUAUCUGUAAUAAUCGCAGGAACACGUUUUUACUUUUAUGUAUUCAUGGUGUGUUCUAUUUAUAUUUAUGUAAUGAACUUGUAUGUGCCGUUGUUGUGGACGUAAUAAUAAACGUAUAAGUAUU
Triticum aestivum (bread wheat) is the source of this 1874-nucleotide messenger RNA. RefSeq lists its product as uncharacterized. Lineage: Eukaryota; Viridiplantae; Streptophyta; Magnoliopsida; Poales; Poaceae. Bases 112 to 1743 code for a protein of 543 amino acids. The record is from RefSeq and is a predicted model, not a curated record. The transcript is spliced from 5 exons.